AUGCUUCUUAAUAAAGAAUUUUAUCUUUAUUUUCCAGAGGGUAAUAUUAUUGUAAUAACCAAUUAGAACAUGAAAUUUUGAUAAAGUUUAAGAAGUAUGAAAUAAGAAAAUUCUUUGAUGGUUAAAUUCAAUUUACAUAAAGUGAAAUGCACUCAAUCUAAUAAUUUAAGCAAAAAUAUUAAGUUUAAAAAGAGGAUUCCUUUAUUUUAAGAAUGUUAUAUGCAACUAAAUUUAAGUUUGAAAAAUGUUUUGAUGCUAUUAAAAAUUUUGAUGAAUGGAGAUAAAGUAUAGAUUCUAAAGUAAAUCCUAUGUCAUAAGAAUUAUUGGUAUUAUUUAAAUUCAUUCAAUAGAAAUAAGGAGUAAUAUAUAUGCAUGGAAGAGACAACAGAUUUCGUCCAAUUCUUGUUGUAAAUGCUAGAAAAGUUGCAGGAAUUAAAGAAAUAGAUCUCUUAUUAUAAUCAAUGACUGUAUUUCUUGAUUAUAUAUUAUCAAAUUGUAUGUUACCUGGUCAAAUAGAAAAUUGGUAAUUAUUAUCUCAAUAUUUAGGAUUGUAAUUAUGGAUUUAGGAGGACUUGGUAUUAUGGGGUUGCCUAAAUAAGAUCUUUAUAGAAUAAUGAAUUAUCUAUCAAGUAAUUACAGAUCAAGAAUGCAUAAAUGUUAUGUUAUUAAUUGUAAUAAAGCCUUAAGCAUUACCUGGGCUAUGAUUAAAACAUUUUUGGAAGAUAUCACUGUAAAUCAAUAAACUGAAAAUAAUAGGUGUAUAAAAUACUCUUUGAAAGUUGUCCUAUUUCAUUGUUAUAAUAUGCAAAUCCUUCAUAAUUAGAGAAGAAAUAUGGAGGUAUAGCCAAUGACAAAUCAGAUAAUUUUUGGUAAUUCAUUUCAUAGUAAUUGUAGGCCACCUUAAGAAAUAAGUCCCAAUUAUCAAAUUGCUAUAGACAAUAUUAAGUUGAUAGAUUAAUUAACAUAUAUUGAACUCUUUAAAUAAGGAAGAUUAAAUAAAAAUAUAGUGUGUUAAGAAUUAAUCAAACUUUAGUAACUUUAAUAAAAUAACCAACAAAUCAAAUAAUAACAAAAGUCUGAAGAUGACUUUCAAUCUUGUGAAGAAGACAAUGAUUUAUGA
Molecule: messenger RNA, 1120 nt
Organism: Paramecium primaurelia
Lineage: Eukaryota; Ciliophora; Oligohymenophorea; Peniculida; Parameciidae
Source: the annotation of a GenBank genome assembly